Messenger RNA from Acanthopagrus latus (yellowfin seabream), 3413 nucleotides. RefSeq names its product heat shock protein 9 (gene hspa9). The coding region runs from base 264 to 2294 and encodes 676 amino acids. The transcript has 16 exons. Gene Ontology annotation, cellular component: mitochondrion; cytoplasm. Gene Ontology annotation, biological process: cellular response to unfolded protein; protein refolding. The record is from RefSeq and is a predicted model, not a curated record. Gene Ontology annotation, molecular function: ATP-dependent protein folding chaperone; ATP binding; heat shock protein binding. NCBI's taxonomy places the organism in Eukaryota, Metazoa, Chordata, Actinopteri, Spariformes, Sparidae.
UGCAGCGGUGCAUGGUGCAACAUGUGUUGGAUAAUUCCAGAAGAAGCGUCGCAGUUCCUUUGCUACAGUCCAUAGAGGAGAGGUUUUGCCGAACCAGAGCACUAGCUGUACCUGGGGCACACCGUCUGCGAGUCUCUAGACACCCGGAGUCUUUACAUCUUUAAUCUCUUCUUAACUGUUCAGCAGUUCGGGGAGUUUGUGUCGACAUUAACCGUCGCCGUCGAUUUAUCAGGUUGUGCUAGCCCGGUAGCCCAGUUGUCAAAAUGUUGAGUGUCGCCAGAAACGUUUCAAGGACUCUCCCGACAAGGAGCUGUGCGAAAGAUGUAUCCUCUUUAAUCAAGAAGGCAUGCUGGAGUGGCGAUGCUCUCAGGGCUCUGUCAAGGAGGGACUAUGUGUCGGAGGCUGUCAAGGGAGCAGUCAUUGGAAUUGACCUGGGAACAACCAACUCAUGUGUGGCAGUCAUGGAGGGGAAACAGGCCAAGGUGUUGGAGAAUGCAGAGGGAGCCAGGACGACUCCUUCAGUCAUCGCCUUCACAGCGGAAGGGGAACGUCUUGUGGGAAUGCCCGCUAAACGCCAGUCCGUUACCAACCCUCAGAAUACACUGUACGCCACCAAGAGACUGAUCGGACGGCGCUUUGAUGACCCCGAGGUCCAGAAAGACUUGAAGAACGUCCCCUACAAGAUUGUACGUGCAUCGAACGGGGAUGCUUGGGUGGAGGCUCAUGGGAAGAUGUAUUCACCUAGCCAGGCUGGAGCCUUCGUCCUGAUGAAGAUGAAGGAGACUGCAGAGAACUACCUGGGAACCAAAGUGAAGAACGCUGUGGUCACUGUUCCAGCCUACUUCAACGACUCUCAGAGACAGGCUACCAAAGAUGCUGGUCAGAUCGCUGGUCUGAAUGUCCUGCGUGUGAUCAAUGAGCCAACAGCUGCUGCUCUGGCCUACGGCCUGGAAAAGACACAGGACAAAAUUAUUGCUGUCUAUGAUCUGGGUGGAGGUACAUUUGAUAUCUCAGUCCUGGAGAUCCAGAAGGGAGUGUUUGAGGUGAAGUCCACCAACGGCGACACCUUCCUGGGAGGAGAAGACUUCGACCAGCAUCUCCUGAGACACAUUGUGAAGGAGUUCAAGAGAGAGUCUGGUGUGGAUCUGACCAAAGACAACAUGGCUCUUCAGAGAGUCCGAGAGGCUGCUGAGAAGGCCAAGUGUGAACUGUCCUCUUCGCUGCAGACUGACAUCAACCUCCCGUACCUGACCAUGGAUGCUUCUGGACCUAAACAUCUCAACAUGAAGUUGAGUCGUGCUCAGUUUGAAGGCAUCGUGGCUGAUUUGAUCCGCCGCACCGUGGCCCCGUGUCAGAAAGCCAUGCAGGAUGCCGAGGUGUCCAAGGGAGACAUCGGAGAGGUGCUCCUGGUUGGAGGCAUGUCCCGUAUGCCCAAGGUUCAGCAGACGGUUCAGGACCUGUUUGGCCGUGCUCCCAGCAAGUCUGUCAACCCUGAUGAGGCCGUUGCCAUUGGAGCAGCCAUCCAGGGUGGUGUUUUGGCUGGUGAUGUCACUGAUGUGCUGCUGUUGGAUGUGACACCGCUGUCUCUGGGUAUUGAAACACUGGGUGGAGUCUUCACCAAACUCAUCAACCGGAACACCACAAUUCCCACAAAGAAGAGUCAGGUGUUCUCUACAGCAGCUGAUGGACAGACUCAGGUGGAGAUCAAGGUGUGCCAGGGAGAGAGGGAGAUGGCAUCAGACAACAAGGUGUUGGGUCAGUUCACUCUGGUGGGAAUCCCCCCUGCCCCCCGUGGUGUUCCUCAGAUUGAGGUAACAUUUGACAUUGACGCUAACGGCAUCGUCCACGUCUCCGCCAAGGACAAGGGCACAGGCCGAGAGCAGCAGAUUGUGAUCCAGUCAUCAGGAGGUCUUAGUAAAGACGACAUCGAAAACAUGGUCAAGAAUGCUGAGAAGUACGCAGAGGAGGACAGGAGGAGAAAGGACCGUGUGGAGGCUGUCAACAUGGCUGAGGGCAUCGUUCACGACACAGAAUCCAAGAUGGAGGAGUUCAAGGACCAGCUUCCUGCUGAUGAGUGCACCAAACUGAAGGAGGAGAUCUCAAAGGUCAGGGAUCUUCUGGCCAACAAGGAUUCAGAAACAGGAGAGAACAUCAAACAGGCGGCCACCACCCUACAGCAGGCCUCUCUCAAGCUCUUUGAAAUGGCAUACAAGAAGAUGGCAGCAGAGAGGGAGGGCAGCAGCGGCAGCAGCUCGGGCUCGUCAGAGGGAGAGAAGAAAGAAGGCCAGCAGUAGACCUGUGCACUUAGGUGUCAUGUGGUUUCCAUGACAACAGAGGACUGCAGUGCUGGGGGGUAGACUGGGUGGGGAGUGUGGCGGUCUUGAGUUACAAGCUGAAUCUUAGUCAUUCUCUCGGCAACAUACAAUUCUACUGUGUUUUGGCAGUAAAAUAUUCGAGAGAAGUUAAAUGUCAAUAUAUGCUCCACCAUGUCCAAGGAUAUCCUGUCUGUAAUUUAAUUGUCUCAAAACGAUGUCAUGUCUGGUAUUUUUACAAAGCUGUUAAUUUCCAUAGUGGUAAAAGUUUUUUGUUUUGUCUAAAAUAUCAUAGUUUUCAUGUUUGUUUAUGACUUCCAUCAGUUUUAAGUGUUUGUACCGGUUGAGCUGAGUUCAGAAGCUUGCUCGCUGUUGAAGCUUUUUUUGGUACAGCAGAUAGCCCUACUCCGUCUACAUAAUAUAUUUCUGUGUAGUGCUCCAUCAAUUAUAGCUAUCUUGUUUUAAUAGUGCACUCAACAACUUGAAGGUGGGAAGUUACUGUAGAAAAUAUUUAAGUAUAUAUGACUUUUCAUGUCAGCAGCGUGUCACCUGUCAGUUGUCCUGAAUGCACUCUAAAGAUUUAAGAAUUAAUACAGAACUGCAGCAAUGAGGUGUUUUUUCAUUUCAUCAGUUUAUCUGAAUGUCUACAAAUAUUUUUCUUAUGUCCUCCAAGGCCAGGGGACAUCACUGUCAUAUUGGCUGAUGGCACGAAGGGCAGAAUACAAAGUGUGUGCGUGCAUGCGUGCGUGCGUGUGUGUGUGAGAGAGUGUUCAAGUUGCACAACAGAGAAUGAGGCCUUAGUUUACCUCUCAUUGCAUACAGGAGGAAGAGUUGUACAGGACAGUGGAGAUUCAGUACAAGCCCAGCUGUGUCAUUCCCCAACAGAAGGAAUUUAAGUUGCUGCCAUAAACUGCUCUGUGUAACUGGAUUGUUGCUGGGUGCCUGUCUGAUAGUGAUCCAAGCAGCUCUGUGUAUGAAUGAACCAAAUUAAAAUUGUGGGAGGUGUUAUUUUAGGGGUGUGUGAUAAUUAUUGGAGUGACAAUUGAGGGUCAUGAAAACUGUUGCUGUCUUUUCUAAUAAAAAUCUGAUGGAUGGAAUUAA